Megalobrama amblycephala (Wuchang bream) is the source of this 1840-nucleotide messenger RNA. It is a transcript of the gene psmd12, whose product is annotated as proteasome 26S subunit, non-ATPase 12. Bases 108 to 1478 code for a protein of 456 amino acids. The record is from RefSeq and is a predicted model, not a curated record. Gene Ontology annotation, cellular component: proteasome regulatory particle, lid subcomplex; nuclear proteasome complex; cytoplasm. Lineage: Eukaryota; Metazoa; Chordata; Actinopteri; Cypriniformes; Xenocyprididae. The transcript is spliced from 11 exons.
AACGCCAAACAAACUCUGUACGAAGAAACAGAAGAAGAUUUACAUCGAGGUGUUCGGGUUGUAGUUAUCAGAUUCACUGCGAAUUCUUCCUUUUAUAAGCUGCAGCAAUGGCUGAGGACAGAGUUGAACGAUCAGAUGGACGGAUAGUAAAGAUGGAGGUUGACUACAGUGUCACUGUAGAUCAACGUCUGCCUGAGUGUGAGAAAAUGGCCAGAGAUGGCAGACUACAGGAGGCCAUCGAGAGUCUGCUGUCACUAGAGAAGCAAACAAGAACUGCUUCAGAUAUGGUGUCCACCUCCAGGAUCUUGGUGGGUAUAGUUCAGAUAUGCUAUGAAGCCAAAGACUGGGAUGCCUUGAACGAAAACAUCAUGCUACUGUCUAAGAGAAGAAGUCAGUUGAAGCAGGCUGUUGCAAAGAUGGUACAGGAAUGUUAUACAUAUGUCGAUGCUGAGAGUGACCUGUCAAUCAAACUCAGACUCAUCGACACGCUACGCACAGUCACUGCUGGAAAGAUAUAUGUGGAGAUUGAGCGUGCCAGGCUGACUAAAACAUUGGCCUGUAUCAAAGAGCAAAAUGGAGAGGUGAAAGAGGCUGCAUCCAUUCUGCAGGAACUGCAGGUGGAAACAUAUGGCUCAAUGGAAAAGAAGGAGAAGGCAGAGUUCAUUCUGGAGCAGAUGAGGCUGUGCAUUGCUGUCAAGGACUACAUUCGCACACAGAUCAUUAGCAAAAAGAUCAACACUAAGUUUUUCCAGGAUGAGGGCACUGAGGACUUGAAACUGAAAUAUUAUAAUCUGAUGAUUCAAGUUGAUCUGCACGAGGGCUCCUACUUGUCCAUAUGCAAACAUUACCGAGCCAUAUAUGACACUCCUUGUAUACUAGAAGACGCAUCCAAAUGGCAGCAGGCUCUCAAGAGUGUGGUGCUCUACGUGAUUUUGGCUCCUUAUGACAAUGAACAGUCUGAUUUAGUUCAUAGAAUCAGCACUGACAAGAAACUGGAGGAAAUACCCAAAUACAGGGAUCUCCUGAAACAAUUCACCACCAUGGAGCUGAUGCGCUGGUCAUCUGUAGUGGAGGAUUAUGGAAAGGAACUGAGGGAGGGUUCCAUGGGAACUCCUGACACUGAUGUCUUCACCUACUCAGAAGAGGGAGAAAAGAGAUGGAAGGAUCUGAAGAACAGAGUGGUAGAACAUAACAUCAGAAUAAUGGCAAAGUAUUACACAAGUAUCACAAUGGGGAGAAUGGCAGCACUGCUCGACCUCUCUAUUGAUGAAUCAGAGGAGUUCUUAUCAAACCUGGUGGUCAACAAGACCAUCUAUGCGAAAGUGGACCGCCUCGCUGGUAUCAUUAAUUUCCAGAGGCCUAAAGACCCUAACGAUCUUCUGAAUGAUUGGUCUCAAAAACUGAACUCUCUCAUGUCUCUGGUCAACAAAACCACUCAUCUCAUUGCCAAAGAAGAGAUGAUCCACAACCUCCAGUAGAGCCAGUCAGGCAGGCCUUGGUACACUUUUUUCUUUUUUUUUUUUUCUUCACCAUUUGCUGUCAUUGCUUCUGUUUAAAUUGUUAUUGACUGAGAUGACAGAGAACAAUGUUAGUUUCCGUCAUGAGUUUUACACUGCACUAAAACUUACUGUGUUUUGUGUUUAACUAUAGUUAAUGUCCAGAGAAAAUCACUCAACUCCAUGUGAAGCCUCCCAACCUCCGUGACACCCCAUUCCCCUUUGUAUUAAAUAAAUGCCUUGUAUUCCUUUCAGGCAUUUAUAGAAAAAAAGCAUAAGAAGAUGCAUUCAAAUGUUGCUUCAGCAUGUACAAUAAACUUUUUUUUUUUUUUUUUGGGAAAUAA